This is a messenger RNA of Parus major (Great Tit), 600 nucleotides long. RefSeq names its product NK2 homeobox 6 (gene NKX2-6). Lineage: Eukaryota; Metazoa; Chordata; Aves; Passeriformes; Paridae. The record is from RefSeq and is a predicted model, not a curated record. Gene Ontology annotation, molecular function: RNA polymerase II cis-regulatory region sequence-specific DNA binding; DNA-binding transcription factor activity, RNA polymerase II-specific. Gene Ontology annotation, biological process: cell differentiation; regulation of transcription by RNA polymerase II. The transcript has 2 exons. Bases 1 to 600 code for a protein of 199 amino acids. Gene Ontology annotation, cellular component: nucleus.
AUGCUACCCACGCCCUUCUCGGUGAGGGACAUCCUCAGCCUGCAGCGGCCGGAGGCUCCCGCGGGACCCCGCGCAGCCCCCGCCGGGCAGGAGGAGCCGCGGCAGCGAAAAUCUCCGGUCCCCCGGCCCUUUGAGGCCGAGGAGAAGCGACGGAAGCCCCGCGUUCUGUUCUCUCAGGCGCAGGUGCUGGAACUGGAGCGGCACUUCCAGCGGCAGAAAUACCUGUCCGGGCCCGAGCGGGAGCAGCUGGCGCUGCAGCUGCAGCUCAGCCCCACGCAGGUGAAGAUCUGGUUCCAGAACCGGCGCUACAAGAGCAAGAGGCAGCGGCAGGAGCGCUGUCCGGGCCCGGCGCUGCCCGCACUGUCCCCGCGCAGGAUGGCGGUGCCGGUGCUGGUGAGGGAUGGGGCACCCUGCCCGAGGGGCUCCCGGCCCUUCCCAGCGCCCUGCGCCAUUCCAGGCCUUUUUUCCUACGGCUCCUGCUAUGGCAGCACCGCUUUCGGAGCGGGGUGCGGGGGGGCGUACCCAGGGGUGCCCCCCAGUGCCGCCCCUGGCCCUGCCCAGCGCCAGGCCCCGGGAAUCAGCGCCGGGAGCCGGAGGUGA